AUGCCUAUACCAGCUGAAUCAGAAGCAACAGCAGCAACAACAUCACCAGCAGCAGCAACAACGUCACCAGCAGCAGCAACACCAGGAGCAGCAGCAGCAACAGCGCCAGCAGCAACAGCAGCAGCAGCGCCUGCAGCAGCAGCAACAGCACCCGCAGCAACAGCAGCAGCAGCAGCAGCAGCAAACCACCGCAUAAUAUUUGUUGCUGAGGCUGCGCUGCCCUCCCCAGGUUCAAAUGAACUCCUUUGUAAGCCUUUGUGGCUGCAUUCGGAUUUCCGAGUAGAAGAGCAGCACGGAGCCACCUGCUGCAGCAGCAGCCCAGCCACAAACUGCAGCAGCAGCAGCAGCAACAGCAGCAGCAGCAGCAGCUGUGACCCUGUGGUCUCCGUGAGCGCGUUUGAGGACACUGUAGUUCUGAGCACUCGGCAUUCUGUCUUUGUGUAUUUGAGGGAGCUAGAGGCAGCACAAAGAGAGGCAGCAGCAAACACAAAGCAGCAGCAGCAGCAGCAGCAGCAGCAGCGUGCGCUCUGCAGCUGCGCGCUGCCUGCGCGGGUGUGUUACUGCGUGCCGACUGAGGUGUCUGUACACUCGGUGGCCUGCGGCUGGAACCACAUCUUGCUGCUGAGUGAAGAUCAUUUUAUUUAUUCUUUGGGAUCUAAUGAAAAGGGACAGUUGGGGGACAGCAGCAGCAGCAGCAGCAGCAAGUUCGUAAGAGCAGCAGCAAACUACAGCGUCUUCAGGCCCACCUGCAUCCUAGCCGGCGGGGACUUCUCCGUGGCCCUCUGCGAGCCAGCAGCAGCAAACAGCAGCAGCAGCAGCAGCAGCAACGGCAGCAGCAGCAGCAGCAGCGCGGAGGGUGGCGACUGCAGCUCGG
Molecule: messenger RNA, 874 nt
Organism: Eimeria tenella
Lineage: Eukaryota; Apicomplexa; Conoidasida; Eucoccidiorida; Eimeriidae
Exons: 1
Source: RefSeq, a predicted model, not a curated record